AUGUGUAGUUGAUAUAUCAUGCAUAUAAUUAUUACCAUUACAAAUGUCAUUAUAUUUGUAAAUAUAUAGUGAUAACUUAUAAUAAAAGUAUAACAAUAUAAAAAAAGUUGUAAUGUAUAAAAAAAUUAUAGGAAAUUAAACUUUGACUUUACUUAUAACAAAUUGCUUUCAUAGAAUAUUAUUAUUGAAGAUUAUAAAAAAUAUUAUUUAUAAAUCUAAAGUAUGAAAGUAUUUGCUAUAUGUAUGAAACAAUAUUUUCAAAAACAUUUUUAUUUCUUAAUAGUACUUCUAUAUACCAUAUAUUUAAUCCCUUUCUUAGUGCUAUUAACAUACGCAUGAAAAGGGAAGGGAGAAAACAUGAUCACCUACAGGGUAUAAAAGGAUAGAACGUACAAUCUCUAAGCACAGUAAAGUGGUAGAUCUAAGAGGAAAAAUAUCGUGCUAACACUAUGUUACUAUAUCAUAUUGUAGGUGCCAGCGUUUUAAUAUGCCUGCUAAACGAAACUGCAGAAGCUCUUAUAGGCGUUGAUGAAUGUCAAGCAACUCCAGUUAUUCACUUUUUGCAAUAUCCAGGAUGUGUUCCAAAACCAAUUCCUAGUUAUGCUUGUAGAGGACGUUGUAGCAGUUACCUACAGGUAUCUGGAUCAAAAAUUUGGCAAAUGGAGAGGAGUUGCAUGUGUUGUCAAGAAAGCGGUGAACGAGAGGCCAGUGUAUCCUUAUUUUGUCCGAGAGCCAAACCAGGCGAAAAGAAAUUCCGAAAGGUAAUUACCAAGGCGCCUUUAGAAUGUAUGUGUAGACCAUGCACUAGUGUAGAAGAAUAUGCAAUUAUCCCACAAGAGAUCGCUGGAUUUGCCGAUGAAGGCCCGUUUACGACCUCUGCGCAUUUUAGAAGAUCUUCCGACUUGCAGUAAUUCUUUUAUCAAACUUUAUGUUGUAAAAUUAACAAAAUAAAAGAAAAUAUUAAAGAUAAGGACUCUUUAUUGGAUGUAACGUUAUAAAAACGUAAAUAAAUUGAGAAUGUAAAGUAUUUGAUGUAAAAAAUUCAUUGAUAUAUAAUAUAAAUGCAUUAUAUUAAAAAUAUGCUUAUUCUCUGCUAAAUAUUUUUCAUACAUAGAAAACCUUCGAUGAUAUUAUAUAUUAUUUAUAUAUGUUAUUUUAGCAUUCUUACGUUAAAGGAAAUGAAAGAUAGUUUUAAGAAAAUAUCGUGAAAGAUAACUAAUAUUUUGAUGGAUGUAUAUCAGAAGCCUUAUUAUUUUGUUAUAAAUAAUUUCAGUUAUAUUACAUACAUAUAAAAUAACUACAUUGUAAUAAAUAUACAAUAUAGGAUAUUACGUGUUUAGUAUUUUUCUAAAAAUGCGUAUUUACGUGAUACAUUACAGUAUGAUUAUAAUUUUUGCAUCUUAAUGUUAUACUGUAAAUUAUUACAUCCUGUUAAGUAUACAAUAUCUACAAUUUUUUAAAUUUCAAGUGCAUCAGAUAUUAACGUUGAAACUUUAAUAAGAUUUAUUCGAAAUCGUGUACAUAUAUAUAAUUCGUAUAGUAUUACACGUAUCUCGUUCAGGAUUAUAGAAACAAUAUUAUUUGAACAGUGUUACAAAAAAAUAUACAGGUUACUAAUUUAAUUAAUCAGUUUCUUCGGCGGUGUGAUCGAUGUAUCUAGACA
Bombus huntii is the source of this 1663-nucleotide messenger RNA. It is a transcript of the gene Burs, whose product is annotated as bursicon. Bases 450 to 911 code for a protein of 153 amino acids. NCBI's taxonomy places the organism in Eukaryota, Metazoa, Arthropoda, Insecta, Hymenoptera, Apidae. The transcript has 4 exons. Gene Ontology annotation, biological process: animal organ morphogenesis. The record is from RefSeq and is a predicted model, not a curated record. Gene Ontology annotation, molecular function: BMP binding; receptor ligand activity.